GACCUUCUGGUCAAUUGUGUAAUAUUUUCGUCCGUCAUUUUUUCUUUUUUUCAUAUGACGAUACCGCAAUAACAGCAGCGCUCAGCGAAUGGCCUUACCUCAGUGCAUAUUGUUGACUCGUUUGUGAUGGAGUGUUUUUUGCUCUCUUUAAGGUUGGAGCCAACGGAAGCCUGACCCAGGGACCCCCCUUUUUUUUUUUUUACUGCAGGAUCUUCGUCGGGGCGACGCAACGAACAUCAGAUUUGACAAAAAUGUUACAAGGAAGACCCGUGAAUAUCAAGCGCUUCGAAGUAGUCCUGUGCGCAUGCGUUGCGCUUUACGUUAUAUACACCCUCACCGGCACACUAUCCUUGCCUCUGUCCCAGUCACAGAGAAACUCCGGAAGCUCAGCAGAGUCUGCGAACGAUGUGAUUCAACCACUUCCGAGAGAGACGGAGGACUCUGCGAAGGGGAAAGUCAUUCAGGAAGCGUUGGAUAUCACGCGUCAAGGAGAGAGAAUAGUGUCUAUCGUCAAGUUCUUUGAAAAGACUCCUGGUUUGUUGUCUGAGCAAAACAACCUCCUCCCGGAACAUUCCCAGAAACCGGAGAGAUUUCAUUUUCAAGAUGCCACGAGCCACGACCAUCGAAGACCUUCAGAAGCGACACAUAACUCACCUCUUACACAGAAAACAGGAGUAAGUCCUAUGAAUCUUUGCAGCGUCACGUUUGAUUUAGAUCUGUGCUCCUGCAGUAGGAUGUUAACGCUUCCCUUCCCUUCUGCAUGUCCGAAGACUGUAACUUCAGCAGGGCAUAUCCUAGAGACCUUGAAAGAUUCCUUUGGGGACUCGACCUGUGGUGACUGGAGCACUAUUCGGGGGCCCAAACAAAAGGUCGUCAGCUACUCCGUUCAUGGCAGUUUCCCGAACGAUUAUUACCAAGGGUUGGAAUCUCUAGUACCUGUCAUUGCGGACACGUAUCCGGGAUGGACCAUGAGAGUUUACCAUCGUCUCGACGAAUCGAACACAACCAUUCGCAAUUGGAUGUGUUCUUUGGCUUGCAAAUAUCCACACCUCGAUUACUGCAGCGUUGACAAAAUAUCAGACUUGAGCAACGUGAAAAGCGAGACUUCGGGGAAAGCCUGGAGGUUCUCCGUCGUGGGGGAUCGUCUCGUCGACGGCUACAUGGUCAGAGACGCGGAUUCCCCGAUCCUCCAGCGGGAAGUCGACGCUGUCCACGAUUGGCUGAAUUCCGCGAGAUGCUUCCACAUAAUGAGAGACAACAUUUUCCACCGAGCUCCCAUCAUGGCGGGGAUGUGGGGCGGCUGCAAUACUUGGAGAGAACAGCAGUUUCGAAACGUCAGGGAACAGAUGUUUCAAGAUGUCUCCAACGGUGUGGACGACCAGUCAACUCUCAAGAGCAGACUGUGGCCACUGGCUCGGGGGAACGCCACCGUCCACGACUCGUACAACUGCAGGAGGUUCCCGGGAUCUCAACCUUUUCCUUCGCAGAGGGUGAAUUUCACCUUCGUAGGGCAAAGAACGUACAGGAAGUGGUACCGGAAGGAAAGAACUUUUUUGCAAUGUCCCUGGAGAUGCCGUCCAAGACAGCAUCCUGACUGGGUGUACUGUUGAUGGGCAAAGGGACGAAUCAGCCAGCAGGAGGAAAUAGAUCUUCCUCUCUCCUCGUUCUUCUUCUUCUUCGCUAUGACGGUUGAAAUAAAAAGGAGCUAGUAUCAAAUAUGUUACGGGAUACUCGACUAAGCAAAGAUUGAACUAAAAGCAGGAAGCGCGUAAUUUAGUCUGUCUUGAAAAAACAAA
Macrobrachium nipponense is the source of this 1796-nucleotide messenger RNA. RefSeq lists its product as uncharacterized. The transcript is spliced from 6 exons. Lineage: Eukaryota; Metazoa; Arthropoda; Malacostraca; Decapoda; Palaemonidae. The record is from RefSeq and is a predicted model, not a curated record. Bases 252 to 1610 code for a protein of 452 amino acids.